AGUCACCCGCCAUGAUUGUUGUGUUUUUAGAGGCUGGACUGAGUCUGUCCGUUGUGCAGUUUUUUUAGUAGACGGCCAGAAGAGGCAGUUUGUUUUAUAAGUGUUUUUUGUUUUAAAGGAAGAAAGCCAGAUACCUGAACAUGGAGUCUCGAUUUGCUCACCUGCGCCAGCGGGACACCAGUGUGUCCAUGCUGAGGGUCAAAAUGUCUCGCAGGAGGUCUCAGUCCCAGAAAGAGAACCGAGAACGGGCUGUGAACACGCGCAGGCAGCUAGACAAGCUCCCAGAGCUGGAAGUCUCUUCCCUGGAUGCCUCCAUCGCAGUGGCCAACAUGUCAACCAUUCAGGAGAGGCAACUGAACAGUAGAAAAGCUGCUCAAAACACCGCUCUAGAAGAGAGAAUGAAACAGCUCGAGCGCUGGAAAGAGCGUAAGGCUCUUGAGAAGGAGAAGGAAAAGAGAGAAAGGGAGCGUAAAGGGAUUUUUAAGACUGGCUUGUAUCAUCCAAAAGACACCCAUAUUGUUGUUUCUCAGCCUGUGGUCCCAGCUGCCUCGACCAGAGAUAAGGAGACAAAAGUGAAGAUCGCUCCAUCCCAGAGUACCAGAGUUACACGUUCAAUGAAGCAGCAGCAAGUGCAGAGGCCUCUGAAGAUGCAGGAGCCGAAUACUGCGACAAAGAAAGCUCAACCCGCUGUGGAAAGAUCAACCAGGAGCCACGCUGCUCCUGUCAAGCCUGCACCUGCACCAGCUAAGACCAAGACCAAAGUUUCUACAGAGGAGCCUGCCGUACGAGCUUUGUCGACCAGAUCAGCCAACAGGCCUCCUGUUACAGCAGCUCCUGUGGUGAAAGACAAACCUAAGGACAAGUCUGCAGAUGUAAGAACCACAAGAAGCAGAGCGUUUGUCAACGCUGUGCCCCCCCCCUCUGAUGAAGAAAGGAACUGUACAGCAUCUGUCACCAACCCUGUCAUCCCUGCUGUGCCCAAGGAGCCCGAAGAAAAACCUUGUUCCCCGAGUCCCACACCGUGCUCGGAGGGGCAGGAGGACAUGGUGGUGAACCAAGCUCCGGCUGACGCCGUCCCUGCUGUGGGUCCUGCUGAAGCGCCGUCCUCUUCGUCUUCGUUUGCUCCCAAGGAUUUCGUCUUCCAGGCUCCCACUGGCUUGUCAUCCUUCAGGUUCGAGCCUCUCACUCCUCGCUCAGCAGACGCCUUCCUUACACCAAGCUUCAUUCUUCCACCGGUCCCCACGUUCAACGUGGAGCCUCCGGCUGAGCCAAGUGAACCAUCUCCUCCCAAAUCCCCUCGCCGCUCUCCUCCUCGUACACCUCCCACAGUGGCCCCUCCAACCUCAGGCAGUCCCAUGGAAUCAAAGCACGAUGUACCAUAUUUCAGGUCAGAAAUUGCCAAUGAGACAGACAGACUGACGACUCUGUGUCUCCACUGGGAGCCUAAAGUGGAGGAUGAGUCCAUCCCAGAAGAGAUGAGGGACCGUAUGCGUACAGCAGUCGGCCAAGCGAGGCUGUUGAUGAAGGAGCGUUUUAACCAGUUCAGCGGUCUGGUGGACGACUGCGAGCUGGGCCGAGGGGAGAAGAUCACCACCUGCACUGACCUGCAGGGAUUCUGGGACAUGGUUUAUUUCCAGGUAGAGGAUGUCAACAAGAAGUUUGCUGCUCUGAAAGAAGCAGAGAGCCGAGGCUGGGUGGAGGAGCACAAGCCGCCGCCGCGACAGAAGAAAGUAGUGAAGAAACCAUCAGCUGCAGCCGCCAAGCCGACAGGAACCAAAGCAGCAGCAAAGUCUCGCCUCGCUGCAGCGAAAGCAGCCAUGAAAGCCAAACAGCAGGCAGCCGCGGCAGAGACACAACCCCAGGCUGAGCCCCAGCCGGCUGACUCUGUGGUCUUUGAUGGAGGCUUCUUCCAGGUGGAGAGUCCUGCCAAACCAACAGGUUCAUUAAGGAGAUCCAGUCGUCUGAGUGCUGCCAUGCUGCCUCAGGCCUCUCCCUGCUCAAACUACCUCUCACCUAGAAGAGUCACUCGGCGAUCGCUUGCACUGGCGCAGACUCCUGUUAACGCCGCCAGCUCUCCUGCUCAGCUCGUCCGCACUCCUGCCCAAAUCCAUCUUACCCUCAAGCAAACCCCAGCACAAGCACCAAAGUCUCAGCACGGCACUCCUCAGUCAUCCCAGAAGAGAAAGGACACUGGAAGCGUCUCUCUUUGUUUCCCACCUGUCAAGGAAGUGCGUGCAGAUGACACCCAGCCAGAGGGAAGUCCUGCACGCCAGGCAGAAACAGUUCUUGAGUUGAGCACACCCACACCGGUACCUUCAAUUCCAUCCAUUUCUGUAGCCGAGGAGCACAAUGAACCAGCGGAAGCUGUCAACAUGGACCUCCCCAUCUCUCCAAGACUUUCCCUCUCUCCCUGCAAAACACCUCUUCCAGCCUCCCGAGCCCCUGAGCCCUCAUCAAGUCUGAGUUUCACACUGUCACCCUGUGUAACUUCCGGCCAGCCUCCUGCUGUGCAGGGCCUUGUGGAGGCCCAAGAGUCUGUGUGUCACACACCAGACAACUCAGUUGUUGAGGAAAUUCCUGGUUUGGACUUCGAGCGAUAUCUCCAGCCUUCACAAAGAUGCAGCCUAUCACCGAGGGCAACGGUUGCCAUAGAGACGCUCUCACCCAUGGCAGUGGAUGUAGAAAUGGAGAGUCCCAGAAGUCAGUCUGAGGACCUGCCUACUCAGCAAGAAGCAGGCUCACUUCUCACUGCCACCACAGCACUGCCAGCGGUGUCUUCAGUGUUGGCUCCUCAGUCACCACAGGCUCAGGCAGCCGAGUCGGCCCUGCUUCUCUUCACCCCGGACCUGAAGGACCGGAUACGGCAGUCUGUCUGUCCAAGUGACCUCAUGGUCUUCACUCCUCCCCUCUAAUGUGCAGCAGAUUCUUUUAAUUUUUUUUUAUUGACCUAUAUUUACUACUUGUUAUACUCCCUUUGGAAAAAAAAGUAUCUGAGUAAUUCUGGUUUGUAUUUUUUCUUUUAGAUAUAAUGGAAAAUAGUUUCAUCUUAUAAGAUGGUCUAAUUAAAGUACUAGUCACAACAA
This is a messenger RNA of Chelmon rostratus (copperband butterflyfish), 3083 nucleotides long. RefSeq names its product discs, large (Drosophila) homolog-associated protein 5 (gene dlgap5). The record is from RefSeq and is a predicted model, not a curated record. Gene Ontology annotation, molecular function: microtubule binding. The transcript is spliced from 19 exons. Bases 141 to 2912 code for a protein of 923 amino acids. Gene Ontology annotation, biological process: mitotic spindle organization; centrosome localization; chromosome segregation. Lineage: Eukaryota; Metazoa; Chordata; Actinopteri; Chaetodontiformes; Chaetodontidae. Gene Ontology annotation, cellular component: nucleus; spindle pole centrosome; cytoplasm.